Messenger RNA from Erinaceus europaeus (western European hedgehog), 602 nucleotides. It is a transcript of the gene RPL11, whose product is annotated as ribosomal protein L11. The transcript has 5 exons. Gene Ontology annotation, cellular component: cytosolic large ribosomal subunit; ribosome. Gene Ontology annotation, molecular function: structural constituent of ribosome; RNA binding. NCBI's taxonomy places the organism in Eukaryota, Metazoa, Chordata, Mammalia, Eulipotyphla, Erinaceidae. Gene Ontology annotation, biological process: translation. The record is from RefSeq and is a predicted model, not a curated record. Bases 50 to 553 code for a protein of 167 amino acids.
UCGCUGUGCUUCGUUCUUGCAGCAAGACCAGGGUGAAAAGGAGAACCCGAUGCGGGAGCUUCGCAUCCGCAAGCUCUGCCUCAACAUCUGCGUGGGGGAGAGUGGAGACAGGCUGACGCGGGCGGCCAAGGUGCUGGAGCAGCUCACCGGUCAGACCCCUGUGUUCUCCAAAGCUAGAUACACAGUGAGAUCCUUUGGCAUCAGGCGAAAUGAAAAGAUAGCCGUCCAUUGCACAGUCCGGGGAGCGAAGGCAGAAGAAAUCCUGGAGAAAGGUCUAAAGGUGCGAGAAUAUGAAUUAAGGAAAAACAACUUCUCAGACACUGGAAACUUUGGCUUUGGGAUCCAGGAACAUAUCGAUCUGGGAAUCAAAUACGACCCAAGCAUUGGUAUCUAUGGCCUGGACUUCUAUGUGGUGCUGGGUAGGCCAGGUUUCAGCAUCGCAGACAAGAAGCGCAGAACAGGCUGCAUUGGGGCCAAACACAGAAUCAGCAAAGAGGAAGCCAUGCGCUGGUUCCAACAGAAGUAUGAUGGGAUCAUCCUUCCUGGCAAAUAAAUUCCUGUUUUUAUUCAAAAGAUCAAUAAAAGGUUUUAAGUGAAAUAUA